Messenger RNA from Physcomitrium patens, 4135 nucleotides. RefSeq names its product beta-galactosidase 9. Gene Ontology annotation, molecular function: hydrolase activity, hydrolyzing O-glycosyl compounds; carbohydrate binding. NCBI's taxonomy places the organism in Eukaryota, Viridiplantae, Streptophyta, Bryopsida, Funariales, Funariaceae. Gene Ontology annotation, biological process: carbohydrate metabolic process. The record is from RefSeq and is a predicted model, not a curated record.
AUUAUUUUUGGCGCCUGGUGAAGGAGCCAGGGAUGCUAAUUUGCUUGAAGACUGAGCGCAGGACUCUAUGGUGAGAUCUGCGUUCAAUGAGUGUGAGAUGACGAUGCGGUGACUUUCAAAGAGGGGAGAUUUUGAGAUACAUGAUUUUUUUUCGUGGGAGUUGAAGUGUGAAGGAGGUUGUUUUUCAGCUAGGUGAGAGUUUGCUUCGAACGCUUCAGGUUUGAAGGAGUUGCUGUUGUGUUAGAGCUGUUUGUUUUGGUGGAGUGGAUCCGAUGUGUAGUUGCAGCAUGAGAUUGUGAGUUUUUGUGAACGUUGGGUGGAAUUCGUAGCUGAGAUAAUAGGUCUGUUGUUAGCGGCUUGUCUUGUAAGGUGUGAUUGAGUGAUGUGUAUGAGAGGAUGUGAAUUUCAACGUUAAUGUAGAGUAUUUCGUUCAAGAGACUUUUGAGGUAUAGUAGCCAUUGAUGAAAUGGUGGUCCUAAUUGAUUUUGUUUGAUAGAGAACGGGGUGAAAUGUGGUGGUGUAGCAUUCGUGUUACAAUUAGCUUCAAGUCAUGACAAGAGCGUUUGCUUGAGCCUUCUGUAACUUAGAUAUCGUUUGCUGAUAAUUUUCUUCCCAUUUUUAAAGUAUUUUCUCGAGUCCUCACGAUGUUCGCUUCGAUUUUGUCUAUAAGUUCGAUGUUCAUGUGAAGUCUCCAUUACUGAAGUUUCUAGCAAGGGGAGUUCUUCUCUGCAAUGCACAAUUAUCGAGGAGGGAGGCGGUGUGGAAUUGAAUUCCAUUCGAAUAUUGUAUUGUCCAAUCUCGACGAUGUUAAUAGGAAGAAGGUCUUCAUGAAGAACGUUAUCUGGUUUCGGCUUUGAGCUUAAGUUUAUUUUCGAUGAAGCGGGGAAAUAGACCUCGGUACAAGAAAGUACGUAAAGGAAUUGCUGAUCGCAGUACACAAGUUUCAAGUUUCGACAAAUGCUCUCAAACUAAGCUCGAUGUUGUCAUCAUUUGUUUUUGUCAUUGAUUUUGGUAAUUUAAAGAAAGAACUCAUACUACUUGAUAUUACCUGAUACUUCAUGCAUGGUCUGAGAUGGUGGGGUCAUAGUUUACUAAUAACAGUUGAUCGGCAGAAUUGAAUGCAUUCAAUUUGUUGGAGGUUGAGGUGGCUUGAGAAUAUAUCGUGACAAGAUGAAUCCUUGAGCGGGCUUUACAAGCUAUGUAGUGUUUAGUUAAAACCAGUGAACGAUUAAUAAACUUUACGGGGAGUGGCCAGACAAUAACGGCUGUGGUGCUGUGAGUAAGUUGCCAAGGUCUGCCAUUGCAUCGAGGUUUAUGAAUGGUGGUGACUCACUAAAGAAGCGGUUGAACACGAAGUUGCAGCGAACUGUCACUGCAGAGGUUACAAGAUCAUCAGUGGUGGCAAUUCACAACAUAUCUUGCUAUUGGGAAAAUAAUGGCAGCAAUGAGAGUUUGGAUCUGGUGGUACUUCGCAUUAGGAGCGUUGCUCCAGAAUCAUACAAGUGUGGCUGUGACUGUCUCGUAUGAUCAAAGGGCUUUGAAAUUGGACGGGAAUCGCCGCAUGCUUGUGUCAGGAUCCAUUCAUUAUCCACGGAGCACUCCAACGAUGUGGCCAGGUCUUAUUGCCAAGGCCAAGAAAGGAGGACUUGACGUAAUCCAAACGUAUGUUUUCUGGAGUGGGCACGAGCCUACGCAAGGCGUGUAUAACUUUGCCGGGAGAUACGACUUGCCCAAGUUUUUGAGGCUUGUUCACGAAGCCGGCAUGUAUGUCAACCUACGAAUCGGCCCGUAUGUAUGUGCGGAGUGGAAUUUUGGGGGCUUUCCCGGUUGGUUGCGUUUUUUGCCUGGAAUUGAGUUCCGUACAGAUAACGAAUCCUUCAAGAAUGAGACUCAGAGAUUCGUGAAUUAUCUGGUGGAGAUGUUGAAGAGUGAAAACCUUUUUGCAUGGCAAGACGGCCCAAUCAUUUUAGCACAGAUAGAAAAUGAGUACGGCUCCAUAGAUGCCGUUUAUGGUGAAGCAGGCCAAAAGUAUCUGAAUUGGAUAGCCAAUAUGGCAGUGGCGACGAACAUAAGCGUGCCCUGGAUAAUGUGCAAUCAACCAGACGCACCUCCAUCUGUUAUCGAUACGUGCAAUGGCUUUUACUGCGAUGGAUUUAGACCGAACUCGGAGGGGAAGCCUGCCCUUUGGACCGAGAAUUGGACUGGGUGGUUUCAGAGCUGGGGAGAAGGUGCACCCACUAGGCCAGUGCAGGACAUUGCAUUUGCUGUGGCUAGGUUCUUCCAAAAAGGGGGAAGUUUUAUGCAUUACUACAUGUAUCAUGGAGGAACCAAUUUUGAGCGCAGUGCAAUGGAAGGAGUGACAACCAACUACGAUUACGAUGCACCUAUUGAUGAGUAUGGAGAUGUUCGGCAGCCCAAGUGGGGGCAUUUGAAAGAUUUGCAUGCCGCUUUGAAAUUAUGUGAGCUCUGUUUGGUGGGGGUCGACACUGUUCCCUCAGAAAUAUCUCUUGGACCUUACCAGGAGGCUCAUGUGUACAACAGCUCCACUGGUGCUUGUGCGGCCUUCUUGGCAAGUUGGGGCACGGAUGACUCCACGGUUUUGUUCCAAGGCCAAUCCUACGAUCUGCCCGCAUGGUCUGUCAGUAUAUUACCUGAUUGUAAAUCAGUUGUGUUUAACACUGCCAAGGUGGGAGUGCAAAGCAUGACAAUGACAAUGCAAAGUGCUAUCCCUGUAACUAACUGGGUAUCUUAUCGUGAGCCUUUGGAGCCCUGGGGAAGUACGUUUUCCACCAAUGAGCUGGUAGAACAGAUUGCCACGACCAAAGAUACCACAGAUUAUUUGUGGUACACUACAAAUGUGGAGGUUGCAGAGAGUGAUGCACCUAAUGGUUUAGCUCAAGCGACACUAGUGAUGUCCUACCUUCGUGAUGCUGCUCAUAUAUUUGUGAACAAAGUAUACGCUGGCACAAAGAGCGCCCAUGGUUCCGAGGCUAGUCAGUCAAUCAGCUUGCGACCUGGAAUUAACAGCGUUAAGGUACUCUCUAUGACAACAGGCUUACAGGGAACUGGACCAUUUUUAGAGAAAGAGAAAGCAGGAAUUCAAUUUGGAAUUCGUGUAGAGGGCUUGCCCUCCGGUGCCAUAAUAAUGCAACGAAAUACUUGGACCUACCAGGUAGGACUUCAAGGUGAGAAUAAUCGGCUGUUCGAAAGCAACGGAUCAUUGUCAGCCGUUUGGAGUACAUCAACGGACGUGAGCAACCAAAUGUCUUUGUCUUGGUUCAAGACAACAUUUGAUAUGCCAGAGAGGAACGGCACUGUUGCCCUAGAUUUAAGCAGCAUGGGUAAGGGGCAGGUGUGGGUGAAUGGAAUCAAUCUAGGCCGGUAUUGGUCAUCUUGUAUUGCACAUACAGAUGGAUGCGUGGACAAUUGCGACUACCGUGGUUCUCACAGCGAAAGCAAGUGUCUCACCAAGUGUGGUCAGCCAUCACAGAGUUGGUAUCAUGUUCCACGGGAGUGGUUGCUUUCUAAACAAAACCUUUUAGUGCUGUUUGAAGAACAGGAAGGAAAUCCAGAAGCCAUCACCAUUGCCCCUCGCAUUCCUCAACAUAUUUGCUCUCGUAUGUCUGAGUCGCAUCCUUUUCCCAUACCUCUAUCAUCCUCGACGAAAAGAGGCAGCCAAACCUCAACACCACCAAUAGCACCAUUAGCGCUCGAGUGUGCUGACGGACAACACAUAUCCCGGAUAAGCUUCGCAAGUUACGGGACUCCAUCUGGUGAUUGUGGAGAUUUCAAGCUAAGUUCAUGCCAUGCUAACUCCUCCAAAGAUGUUCUGAGCAAGGCCUGCGUGGGGCGGCAAAAGUGUUUGGUACCUAUUGUGAGCAGUAUCUGUGGCGGCGAUCCUUGCCCUGGCAUGAUCAAGAGUUUGGCAGCAACAGCGGAAUGUCAAUAGGCCUCGUUGGCUCUCAAUAAAGUUCGCUGAUUGAUAUAAUAAUUAGUGAGAGGUAAUGUAGGUUGACAACCUUAUGUUCCAUUGGAACUAGCUCACCUCUCACCUUGGUUCUUUGAUAAGACCAUGUUCAAAAAAUGCAACGCUAUGUCAUUUUAAUUAUCUUCUUUCCGAAAUCCAUUCGUACAA